AUGUCCCAAAAUUAUGAGAGGAGGCCUCAUGAAGAAACAAGCAAUGGGAUUAGUAAAAGAGGCGACAAGGUUGUCGAAGUAGAGGAGAAACUAGAAAAUGGUGUUGAUUCAGAUAUGCCCGAUAAAUUAAAAAUGACAAAAUCUCUUGUAAUUCGUAAGGCGGAACUCAUGGCAAAGCAAUAUGAUUCGUGGUAUUUGAGAUCUUUAUUUUUACUGUCAGCAUUUAUUUGCUCCUUUGGAUAUGGACUGGAUAGUAAUAUAAGAGACAUUUAUAUGACUUAUGCGAUGAAUUCUUAUUCAACACACUCUCUCAUAUCUACAGUGGGCGUUAUCAGUCAAGUGAUCUCUGCAGUUGCUCAGAUAUUCUUCGCAGGGAUGUCUGAUGUCUUUGGAAGGUUGUCCUUAUUCAUUGCAUCUAUUGUAUUUUACGUUUUGGGGACAAUAAUUCAAUCACAGGCUUUUGAUGUAAAGCGGUAUGCCGCAGGCACUUUCUUUUAUAACGUAGGGCUCGUCGGUGUUAUGCUUCAAGUCGUUUUGAUUUUGUCUGAUAACUCGUCGCUGAAGUGGAGAUUAUUUUACACAUUUGUGCCUGCUUGGCCUUCUAUUAUCACCACAUGGGUUUCUGGUAAUGUUGUAGCAGCUGCUAAUCCUGAAGAAAACUGGUCCUGGAGUAUUGCAAUGUGGGCGUUCAUAUUUCCCUUAAGCUGUCUCCCACUGAUUGGAUGCAUGCUUCAUAUGAGAUGGAGAGUAAGAAACGACCCGGAAUGGAAAGAACUACAAGCUGAAAAAUCGUUCUAUCAGAGUCAUGGCUUACUAAAGACUGCUGUCCAAUUGUUCUGGAAACUAGACGUGUUGGGUGUUUUAUUGUUAACCGCAAGUGUAGGAUGCAUUUGUGUACCUCUAACUCUUGCUGGUGGGGUAUCUACAAGCUGGCAGAAUCCAAAGAUAAUUGCACCAUUGGUUCUUGGUUUUGUACUGGUUCCUAUUUUCAUCGUUUGGGAAAGUAAAUUUGCAUUAGUGCCAAUGGCUCCAUUUAAAUUAUUGAAAGAUCGCGGUAUUUGGGCCCCUUUAUGGAUACUGUUUUUAGUCUGUUUCGUCUAUGCAAUGGCAGCAGGUUACCUCUAUACUAUCUUACUGGUCGCCGUUGAUGAGACUGACCUCUCUGCCACAAGAAUAAUGAAUUUGUAUGCCUUUGUAACGGCUGUUUUUGCUCCGUUUUUAGGAAUCAUUGUUGCUAGAUCAACCAGACUAAAACCGUAUAUUAUUUUCGGUGGGGCGCUUUAUUUUGUUACUAUGGGACACUUUUACCGUUACAGGUCGGGAAAAGAGUCCGACAAAGGGAUAAUUGCUGCUAUGGUGGUUUGGGGUAUCUGCAGUGGUCUUUUUGACUAUCCAAUAAACGUGUCAAUCCAGACAGUGACUUCUCAUGAGAAUAUGGCCAGUGUGACGGCCUUAGGCUACACAAUUUUCAGCAUUGGCGGAGCCGUUGCAUCAGCUAUCUCGGGUGCCAUAUGGACUCAGUUGCUGUAUCCAAAGCUAUUACAGUUGAUAGGAGAUAGUGAUUUAGCUCAGGCAGCAUAUGAUUCGCCAUUUGAUUUCAUUGUUGAAAAUCCAUGGGGUACACCUUUGAGAGAAGCGAUGGUUGAAGCAUAUAGAUACGUCCAAAAAUAUGAAGUUUUGGUGGCACUGGUGUUCACGGUACCAAUGUUUUUGCUGUCUUUCUUUAUAAGAGAUCCUCAGUUGACCGCAAAUGUUGCACAGAGCUUGGAAGAGGGAGAAUAUGUGCAAACAAAAGAAGAUGACCCAAUCAAUGAUUGGUUUGCAGCCCAUUUCUCCACUUUGAGACACGAGAAAGAUUAG
Molecule: messenger RNA, 1860 nt
Organism: Zygotorulaspora mrakii
Lineage: Eukaryota; Fungi; Ascomycota; Saccharomycetes; Saccharomycetales; Saccharomycetaceae
Product: ARN family MFS transporter
Exons: 1
Coding region: 1-1860 (619 amino acids)
Biological process (GO): transmembrane transport; intracellular iron ion homeostasis
Cellular component (GO): endosome; vacuolar membrane
Molecular function (GO): siderophore-iron transmembrane transporter activity
Source: RefSeq, a predicted model, not a curated record